Trypanosoma grayi is the source of this 2349-nucleotide messenger RNA. Its product is annotated as putative eukaryotic translation initiation factor 4 gamma. The transcript has a single exon. Gene Ontology annotation, molecular function: protein binding; translation initiation factor activity; mRNA binding. Bases 1 to 2349 code for a protein of 782 amino acids. The record is from RefSeq and is a predicted model, not a curated record. Lineage: Eukaryota; Euglenozoa; Kinetoplastea; Trypanosomatida; Trypanosomatidae. Gene Ontology annotation, cellular component: eukaryotic translation initiation factor 4F complex.
AUGGAGCCAAGGUCCGUGCUUAACGUGCCGCCCCGUAUAGGCUCCGCCCCGCUCACGUCCGCGCAGCAGGCGUUCCACCGGCUGCCGGGUCGCCACAUGGGCAGUUAUCGCGUCGGCCCGCCACGCCCAGGCGGCGAAAAACAGACGCCGCUGCCGCAGCACCCACAUCAGCAGCCGCAGCAACAGGCUCAUCCCCACCAUCACCACCACCACCACCACCACCAUCACCAUCACCAUCAGCAGCAACAACAGGCGUUGCUAGCGUCACCGUCCCCCCCAGCGGCUUUCUUUGACCGGGCGGCGCCAGCAACAGCAGCAGCAACAACAACAGCAGCGGACUCCGCAGCGUCUAGUCACCCGGCCGACUGCAUCUACGAUAUAACAGAGUUUGUAAAUUUCCAGCACACGAAGGAGUCGCCGCCGAAGGGUAUUCUCGUGUUCGCGAAUGAUUUAUGGAAGGAAAUGCCAGAGAACAAGGAGAGUAGGCCCGAGCACAUCCUCUCUCGUGAGGAGCUGUUUCAGGGCGAGUCUGUGCCAUCAAAGGUGAUGAGUGAGCGCAAGCUGCACAAUGAGGUGCUUGGUAUUCUGGGAAGGGUCGGUGAGGGCAACCUGGAGACGAUGAAGAAGGAGCUGACGGACCUGCCGAUUCGCCAGUCCGGUGACGAGGAGAUCCAGCAGGUCAUACAAGUCAUCUUCAAUAAGUCGAUCCAACCAGAGGACAGCAUCUUUGUCCCGUAUUACGUCAAGCUGGUUGUGCACCUCAUCAACGACAUUGGCGAGAACGAGCCGGCUGGGCGACUGAUUCGCAACGCCAUUAUUCGGCAGUGCCAGCGCACAUUCGAGAAUGCCGAGGAGGCGCAGGCGCAGCUUGAGCGCGAGGUGGCAAACCUGCCAGAGGAGGAAGCAGAGCUGCGGCGCAUCAUCUUUGCGGGAAAGCAAAAGGCCAACAUCAACUUCUUAGGUCUCCUCUUCACUCACGGCCUCGUCCGUGAGAAAGUAGUGCUGCACAUCCUCGAGUGGCUCCUCUACGGUAGUGAGCGGAAGCGCCGCAUCCCCGCCGACUACGAGCUGAUCCACUUCAUGAACCUCCUCGUCACGUGCGGGAAGAGUUUCUCAAAGGAGGGACAGGAGUUCGUACCCAAAUUCCGAAGCGUCUUGGAGGAGUUAAUGCACACACACCCCCAGCGACGCAUGCAGUUUCUGCUGCUGAACACUGUGGAGACGAUAGAUAACAACUGGGAGCCGCGCUUCGGCGCCAAAGCGGCAAAUCAACAGCAGUCUCAGGAGAAUGAAACGGAGCGGCGCCCACUGCCACCGAUACCACCGCGCACCACUGUUGCGGUGGCGUCGCCGCCCAAUCCGAUCCCAUCGCGCGAUUGGUUCUGGGCGGCGGUGGAUAAAUUCUUCAGCACGAGCAGCCUAGACGAGGUGAUUAUGCUGCUGGAUGAUAUUCCAGAGGGGACACGGAUUGUGUACUGCUCCUCUGUUAUUAAACGCUACAUCACCACGAUGCGGUACUCGCUAGAGCGUUCGCGCCUUGGCGAGUUCUUCGGGGAGCUGGUAAACAAGCGCGUGCUGCCUAUGGAGGAUGUGCGGAAGGCGCUAUUGAUGCACCUCCACAAUGCGGUGGAGGAGGACGUAUUCACUGACGUCCCGAAGUACUUCUACAACUGGGCAGUUGUGGUGAAGGGUGGGCGCGACGUCUUUCCGCCCUCACUGCACGCCGAGUUCCUCGGCAUUCUCGUCGACCGUGGCGCGAGCCGCGAGAAUAUAGUCAACAUGGUGCGGGAAAUGCACAAGGUGCAAAGCGAGACCCAGGGUGCAACAGAGACGUCCCCGAAGAACCGCCUCCGCGUGCUGCCGGCCCUGUUGCGCUACACACCGCCACUGUUCUGCGCCGGCGUCGCGGAUGACGAGGGGGAUAUACUAACUAUGGUCUACGAUUACGACUCCACCGUGGGUUUCUUUUGCGACCUUUGUGAGCAGUCGGGCUCGAAGGAUGCCUUUUUGUCUAAAUACUCAAUCGGGAAGUUGUCGCAACUGGCUUUCUCGGUGAUAUCGGCCUUGUUCACAUUCGCGCGCUUCGAUACAGACGCCGUCUGCCGUGAACACAAGGACUCGCUAAAGAAGCUGCUGAGCUCUAAGCAGCUUCAUUUGCUCCUGGAGGAGGUGUAUCUUACCUGGCUGGCAUUCGAUCGCAUGCCUGAGGACAGCUUCGUGCAGUUCUCCAGGGCACUGCGUGAUCUGGCGGGAAACCCCAAAGAACAGAUAGACAAAUUCAAGACUAUUCUCGAGAAGCAGUACGGUGUAGUCGGAAAGAACGACGCCGCGCUUCUUGAUAAGAAGUGA